Rhododendron vialii is the source of this 813-nucleotide messenger RNA. RefSeq names its product protein FAR1-RELATED SEQUENCE 9-like. The transcript has a single exon. Gene Ontology annotation, molecular function: zinc ion binding. The coding region runs from base 1 to 813 and encodes 270 amino acids. The record is from RefSeq and is a predicted model, not a curated record. NCBI's taxonomy places the organism in Eukaryota, Viridiplantae, Streptophyta, Magnoliopsida, Ericales, Ericaceae.
AUGCGAGUUGCCGAUGCAAAGGCUGAGACGGCAACGGAGCAUAGUACCCCUGUCUUGAUCACGCAAUUGAAAAGCUUGGAGAAGAAUGGAACUGAGGUGUACACACAAUACAUAUUCAAAUUCUUUCAGGAUGAAAUACAGCGUGCAUCUGCAUUGAUUGUGGCACGUCGUGUUGAUGAGAUGGAGCGUCGGUUGUACUUCAUUGAGAUGUACUCGCAUCCAGAAUCCAAUUGGACGGUCGAGUAUUAUCCAAUUGAUAGCAGAAUCAAUUGUAGUUGUUUGAUGUUUGAGUCUUUUGGUCUACCUUGUUGCCAUAUGAUUGUGGUCAUGAAAUAUGAACACCUACCGACCAUUCCCCCUAGUUUAGUCAUGCAAAGAUGGACAAGGCGUGGUCAACCUCUGACCCAACAACCAAAUGUUUGCCAAAUUUCUCGCAAUAUGUCCCACAUGGCUAGGUAUGGGAUAUUGAGUUCGGGUUACAAAUUGAUGUCAUUCUAUGCGUCGCAUGCCCAGGACUCAUUUGAAGAUGCUAGGCAAGUGGAACACGAAAUGACAUCUUGGAUAAGGAAGCGUUGGGAGAUGGGAAAGAAUAAGGAGUGCAACACAGAGAUUGGUAAAUCAAGUGAUGGCCAAAUUUUGUUUGGUGUGGGCGAUCCACCUGUGGUCAAGACCAAAGGCAACCCUGGGAAGAAGUCUAGUGCCCAACAUUCUCGGAAUCCCAGGAAAUGUAGCCACUGCAAGUGCCGAGGUCACGAUAAGCGGACAUGUCCAAAGUUGUCAUCAAAGCAUCCAAUUGACGACCUUCCUAUUUAG